Molecule: messenger RNA, 453 nt
Organism: Aaosphaeria arxii CBS 175.79
Lineage: Eukaryota; Fungi; Ascomycota; Dothideomycetes; Pleosporales
Exons: 2
Coding region: 1-453 (150 amino acids)
Source: RefSeq, a predicted model, not a curated record
AUGCCACUCUCCGCUCAACUUAUUUCAUGGCGCAAGUUCCGUGCAUACCAGGCACGCAUGAAGACCGGGCAAGUGAGCUUGAUAGUAAAGAGCCACAACCCGGACGAAUUGAGCAGCAAAGCCCUCUGGAGCGAUGAAAUAACUUUCGGGAUUACCAGCUCGCGCGCCACACAGAAGAACCACAGGAUCUUGCUGGAGUGGAUCGAGCAACAGCGGAAGACGAUGCACCCAGCCAAAAACAUACAAACAUCGAACAGUGAAGCUGACCCACAGCACCGAAGAGACAUUGAGACUGCCAAAAGGAAGAGGGAGGAGAACGCUUCGUCUGAUCUGGAUGAUGGAACUCGGGAUUCAAAGAUAAGAAGGCACACUCAAGUGGAGAAUAUGCCACUGAAGGAUAGCGAGGCGGUUACCAGUGCGAAUCUCAGCGCGAGCAUCAGCACCAAAUGCUGA